Molecule: messenger RNA, 804 nt
Organism: Aspergillus fischeri NRRL 181
Lineage: Eukaryota; Fungi; Ascomycota; Eurotiomycetes; Eurotiales; Aspergillaceae
Product: pyridoxal 5'-phosphate synthase subunit PdxT
Exons: 2
Coding region: 1-804 (267 amino acids)
Biological process (GO): pyridoxal 5'-phosphate biosynthetic process; pyridoxine metabolic process
Cellular component (GO): glutaminase complex; cytosol
Molecular function (GO): glutaminase activity
Source: RefSeq, a predicted model, not a curated record
AUGGCCAGCAUCACUGUCGGGGUUCUCGCUUUACAGGGCGCAUUCUAUGAGCACAUCCAGCUGCUGAAAAAGGCAGUCUCGGAACAAAGCUUUACUGCUCAAUGGGAGUUCAUUGAAGUUCGGACACCGCAGGAGUUGGAUCGGUGUGAUGCGUUGAUUCUCCCUGGAGGAGAGAGCACGACUAUCUCUCUCGUUGCGGCCCGAUCGAACCUCUUGGAGCCUUUGAGGGACUUUGUGAAGGUCCAUCGGAAACCGACAUGGGGUACCUGUGCCGGGUUGAUCCUGCUCGCCGAAUCUGCUAAUCGAACCAAGAAAGGCGGACAGGAGCUCAUCGGAGGUCUCGACGUUCGCGUAAACAGAAAUCACUUUGGCCGGCAAACGGAGAGUUUCGAGGCGCCCUUAGACUUGCCGUUCUUGGGUCCGACCGAGCAGUCCUUCCCAGCAGUUUUUAUCCGGGCGCCCGUGGUGGAAAAGAUCCUGCCUCAUCAACAAGGUAUCCAGGUGGACGAAACCCGAAGGGACGAGACGGUGGUGGCGCCUUCGAAACAGCCUCAGGAUCAGGCGGCCAAGGCGGCGAUGGCAGACGGAGUUGAAGUACUAGCAAGUCUCCCCGGCAGAGCAGCUAAACUAGCUGCCGCAGGAACACGUAUCGACGCAGAUAAAGAGACCGGUGAUAUUGUUGCAGUCAAACAGGGUAAUGUGUUCGGAACAAGCUUUCACCCCGAGUUGACCGGUGAUGCCAGAAUACAUUCCUGGUGGUUGCGCCAGGUGGAGGAAUCGGUAAGGAAGAGGAAUGGAAUAUAA